Molecule: messenger RNA, 1213 nt
Organism: Erigeron canadensis
Lineage: Eukaryota; Viridiplantae; Streptophyta; Magnoliopsida; Asterales; Asteraceae
Product: G protein pathway suppressor 2
Exons: 4
Coding region: 26-1045 (339 amino acids)
Cellular component (GO): chloroplast
Source: RefSeq, a predicted model, not a curated record
UAGCCUGGGAUCGUGUACAGAAGAGAUGGUGGCGAUAUCGUUAUACAAAGGAAACCUCCACCACCACCACAACCACCGUACCCCACCACCAGACUUCACUACACCGUCACCGACACCAACACCAACACCAACACCGCAUAAAUGGAUAAUGCCAACCCCAAAAAUUUCUCUAAAAGAUUUCAAAACCCUUUUACACCGUCGGUCCAAAGCACUCUCUCGCCUUUCUCAACAAUCCAAUUCUAAUCCCAUUGAUUCUCCUAUCCCAACUCAAUCAAAUGGUGGUGGCUCUUUACCAGACAUCGCCAAUCAAUCGAAUGGCGUUGCAGCUGAUGAAAAAGUGGUCAACUUUAAUGAUCCUUGUGCCGUUGAAAAUGAUUCGGAUACCGCCGCGGUCGAUGUUGCACAGGAAGAGGCUCCAGAGUCUGAUGUUCAGCCACUGCCCCCUAAAGAUGAAACGCUGACUGACAUAGAGAAAAGGAAGAAGGAAAUCGAAGAGAAGCUGCAAGUUUUAAAUGAAAGAAAGCAUAAGUUGGUACAAGUCCUGAAACAGAUUCUGCAUGCUGAAGAAGAGCUACGGAGACGAAGUAAUGUGCAAGGAGUUACUUGUCGCCCAUCCAUUUCUCUCCAAGUUGAUGUUUCGAAUGACUCUGGUUCUAUGAGCAGACAUGUCACGCCACGGCCUGGUUCAGAUGGUAACUGUGUUGCUGACUUGGACGGAGCAGAUGCUGAUGAUCUGUUGAAUCCAAACAUACAUCCUCGCAAUAUGACAAGGAUGAACAGCAUCUCACCGUCUUCAGAUUCUUUUCAUAGGCGAGGCCCCUUCAGUAUGGUUCCAAACCAUUCACGGGGGAAUUUAGGGGCUGUUGCUAUUAGCCCAUCACGCUUUGCGCCUACUCCAACUGGUCAACAAGGUAAUUUAGGAAUCCUGCCAACGGUAUCUGUAACAGGGACCAACUAUGUGGCCACCUCUCCUUCUCCUUCACCCGCAGGAUCAGGUGGCACUUCUGUUUUCAGGGAUGCCAGACUCCCCAGUCCGUGGAACUAGAAGCCAUGCCGAUACUAAGCGUCAAGAUCACCUCUUUUGGUAUAUUCGAUAUUGUACUAAUCUAGAAGUUGUAAAUAUAGAAACAGACAUGAAUCUCGUUUUGUUUAAACGUUGUGCUUUGAUGGUCUUGGUUUUUAUGGUAUUUCUCUUGAUAGUUCUUAGGUUUGA